UUGUUCCCUCACACUACUAACGCACCAGGCUAGGAAGACACUUGGGCGAGAUUGCAUGUUUUCGAUUUUCUUGCUCGUCCAGUAUCCUUUUCGGCCACCGGGUCUUGAUAAUGCCUGAGCACCUUCACACGUCUGGACAAAAUGCCCUGAGACUGUUCUCGCGAUCCCCACACCCCUACCAUCGUCCCAGUUCGCAGCUGUUGGAUCCAUCCUCCCACCUGUACGGAUCGUUGGACAACCACCACAACGCCAGACUAGCGGCUCACGGUGCCUCUAGAGAAGUUACUCCAAGCAGUGAUAGCGGCACCGAGGCUGACGAUGAACACUUCCUCCGAGGCUUACCUGCUCCUAGAAGGUUGCACAAAGGCUUGCGAGGGCGCAAUGAAGUGGUCUCGGGUGCCUCCACCCCGCUACCAUCACCCGCUAUUCUGGAGGAAGAAGGGCAAAGACUCCCGUUGAACCCGACAAGAGAGGCACAUUCGGGUCCCAAGUUACGAGGCCCCGACACGCUGCGCCGGAGGAAGGAGAUUAUUCGCCGCGUGAUAGAAUUGCUCGUUGUUGGGUUCCUCGGCCUUACCGUCCACGACAAUAUCCGUGCCCAGCUCAUGAUACGUAGGCGGCACCGAGAGCUCUGCGUCUGCGGAGGAGUCUACGCCGUUUUGGUGCUACUUUACCCCUUACGUCUUGUGAUGUGGGCAUACUGGCAUCGAACGCCUACGAGGAAGAUAGCUGUAUCGAUACCAGUAUCCUUCGAUACAGCACCGCUCCUCUAUCCACCGGCAAUCACCAUGCUUGUCUCCCUACUUCUCGCGGUCGAUAAUGAGGCAGUGUUCCUACCAAACAUAAUACUCACCAUCUGCUCCUUGCCGCCGAGUUUGGUUCCCACUAUUACACUUGACGAUGGAGGGUGCGACCCGUUGCAUUGGGCGCUGUCAUGCACGCCGUUACUCGUGGAUACAGGAUCUCGCCAGCCCAUCUUCGGGCGCGCUGAUCUCGGUGGUGGGGAGAGCUCUCGGACCAAUAUCUCGCUCGAAACCACGAUGCUCCUCUACCCGCUUCACCAUAGUCUUUGCUCGGUGCUGCGUACAUUGACUACAACCAGUCUCCUCACCGCGGAGCUCCAGCUGCUCUCUAUCUCCCUCAUUAACCUGAUGCUCUUUUCCUCCUCUCCGCAGGCCAUCAUUCUAAACUCGUUGCUUUGGGUUGGGGGCCUUGACAUCCUCGUUUCCUGUAGCCAGGUCAUCAAUUGGGGGAUCUCUUUAGCCCGUGUCCCCAAGUGGCGUUUCAAGAGGACGCCGGGAUCGCUGAAAGCAACUUCCGCACUAUUCUCCGCCGCUCUACCGUGGAAGAAGAAGGAGCGUGGUUUGCGCUAUACCCCGGCGGACGGUUCGCCUGGCAGAGCGUGCGCCCCGAUUGAUGAUCUUCAGCAGAGUGACGACCUCGAGAUAACUACGUUGGGCGGAUCUGGUAAUAUUAAUGCCAGCGGUACUCGCGACGCUGCCACCACAAAGACCCUUAAAUCAUCCCAGCGGCAUACCCUGCUCGGUGUAACAAAGGCACCGCCCAAAUCCUAUACGCAUACUCCAUCUGGCCGAAGGAGGCGAACCACUCCCGAUUCUGUCCGGGUGUUCUUCUCGCUCACGCAGAAGCAAGCGGCGGCCCGAAAAUGGUCUUAUGCUUUGUACGUUUACACCUGCGUUGCCGGGGCUGUCCUACUCCCAAUCCCUUUUAUCGGUGUCAAACGGGCGAUCAUGGAUGAAGCGCUCCAUGGCCGUGAACCCAUAGGAUGGGCACUGGGCUAUCUGUUGGGCGACUUGCAGUGGUUUCGGUGGGAGGUUGUAAGUCGUAACCUGGAGGGAUGGAUAUGCCUCCCUUCGAGGCCGGUCGAGCCAGGAUACUUACGUGGAACGGGUUGGGUCGACCAUCUUCGCCGAUUGUACCUUGGCGAGGCAAAUACUCGCCUUGCUCUGAGUGGAUAUUUCCUCAGCAUCAUUGUCACUGGGCUGAUAGUCGUCUUCCAGCUAUCACAGAUUUAUGAAGUGGACACCCGGCGAAAGGUGUUCCAUUUUAUGAUGGUAGCCAUGUUUUUACCAGCAACUUACAUAGAUCCGGCGUUCGCGGCCUUGGCGUUAUCUGGUGCACUCGCCUUCUUUCUUCUCCUAGACCUACUUCGAGCGAGCCAGCUUCCACCGGUAUCGAAGCCGCUGGCCUCUUUCCUUGCCCCUUACGUUGACGGGCGAGACCUCCGCGGCCCGGUCGUCAUCUCGCAUAUCUUUCUCCUUAUCGGGUGCGCCAUUCCGCUAUGGUUAUCGUUGGGCUCGAUCCCACGCACUGGCGUCGGCUGUCUCGAGGGCUGGGACGUACCCACGAGGGAAGUCGGAAUGGUAUCUGGUGUUAUAUGUGUUGGACUGGGUGAUGCAGCCGCCUCGUUAAUUGGAAGGCGCUACGGGAGGCGCAAAUGGCUAUGGGGUGGUGGCAAGAGUCUAGAAGGCAGCAUAGCCUUCGCAUGCGCAGUCUUCUUGGGUUUGGCCGUGGCGCGAGUUUGGCUACAUAUCGGAGGGUGGCCGCCAUCGAACGGCGUCUCUGAUGCGCCGGUGGCGGCGGCCCCGAAGAUGGGAGUCUGCGCUGUCACCGCCAGCCUCACGGAGGCGGUCUUAACUGGCGGUAAUGACAACGUUAUCGUGCCCGUGGCCCUGUGGAUUUGCCUGAAGAGCCUCGGUAUUUAAGGCCUAGGUCGGCAUGCAAAACUACGGCGGUUGGAACGAGGUCGUUUGUAUCCGCUUAGUCUGGGACGGAUAGAUAGCCGCUACGCGAGGCCGUAAAUUCCUUAAAUACCAAUAUGAGCGCUCACUGCCGUACACAGGAAGAUAUAUAACAUAAUGUAUGCUGAAUCAUGGGAAGUACGCCUGGUGGCUAGUAACAUAUUAGGGGGUCUCACUUAUAAUAAGAGCUAAAGAUGGCUUACCCGACCCAAGAGGAUUAUCC
Durotheca rogersii is the source of this 2985-nucleotide messenger RNA. RefSeq lists its product as uncharacterized. Gene Ontology annotation, cellular component: endoplasmic reticulum membrane. Bases 111 to 2726 code for a protein of 871 amino acids. The transcript is spliced from 2 exons. Gene Ontology annotation, molecular function: dolichol kinase activity. The record is from RefSeq and is a predicted model, not a curated record. NCBI's taxonomy places the organism in Eukaryota, Fungi, Ascomycota, Sordariomycetes, Xylariales, Xylariaceae. Gene Ontology annotation, biological process: dolichyl monophosphate biosynthetic process.